UUAGAGUUGGCUAGGCUAGGCUAGUUAGUUACUAAAUGGCUUGGAGUCUGAUUUAAAACAAACUUAGGUGACCGUUUUUGUAACAACGAUGUGUUUUAUCCAGCUAAACCGUAUUCAUACUGAAUGAAUACGUGGUAACGUUAGCUACGUUGGCUAACUAGACAGCUAGCCAUGGUAAAUCCAUUGAGAGCUAACGUUAUAGAGAUACAGUAGUUAGCUGAUGUUAUUUAGCUUAGCUAGUUAAACGUGUUUACUGCUAACUACUAACUACUACCCUCUAUUCAUUUUUUGGAGUUUAAAGAGUGGAGGACAGGACGUGGUUUAAGAGUUAUUAUACUACAGUGGCUUAAUUCGAGCAGAAUCAUGUGGAAAUUGAACUUAAUUCACCUCAAAUCUUUAAGGACUUCAGGCAGAUGUUCCAGGCUCAUUAGGAAUAACAUAUUUUCACCAACUGAAGAUUUCCUAACAGUCUCAUUUUCAAGGGGGCCACAAUGUGCUUCACAUCAAUCUCACCAAACUCUUCUCAAGCCAGUUUCCAAACUUGCUGAGCAGCAGAAAUGUACUUUUAUCACAUCCUCAUGUGGCUUUUCAAGGUCUUCCAAUCCUCAUUUUGCAAAAAGGCUGAAAAUUAAAGAGCCCCCAGCACCCCGCCCUGCAGGGAGAAUGUCUUCUGAGCUCCAGAAGCUCAGUUUAGAGGACUUUAAAGAACCAGGAUCUCAGAACCUCCACAAAAGUGCCCUAAAGGUCAAGACCCCACAGGUCAGUCCCAGAGGAGGUAAAGAGCAUGACAGGGUGUUUGGUGUGGCCCCAUGUUUAAUGGCCUUAAGUCAGGACAGGAGAAAAGCCAUCCGGCUCUUUGUGAAGAACAGCGAAGGACAGCAGAGAGAAGGAGUGCAGAGGAUCUGUGAGGAGGCCCUCAGGCGUGGGGUUCUGAUCCAGCGGGUCAGUAAGAGAGAGCUGGACAAGAUGACUAAUGGAAUGGUCCACCAAGGGGUUUGUCUUCAGGCCAGUCCUCUAGACUUCGUCAAAGAGGAGAAAUCUGAGAGAACUCAGUAUGCUGGACAUCCUCGUCCAGUGUGGCUGGUCCUGGAUGGAGUUCAGGAUCCAAUGAACUUUGGGUCCAUUCUGCGCUCGGCCUACUUCCUCGGAGUGGACAGAGUGGCCAGUAGUGUUCGGAACUGCUGUCCAUUAACCCCAGUGGUGAGCAAAGCCAGUUCUGGAGUGAUGGAGCUCAUUAAAGUGUAUGGCUACAACAACCUAGCUGAAAUGAUAGAGGUGAAACUUAAACAGGGUUGGCAGGCGAUUGGCACUGUUGGGUCUGAAGAGUCCAGGCCUGGAGUUUCUGUAGUGUCGUGUUCUGACUUCAGGAUAACCAAACCUACGCUGCUGCUGAUGGGUGGUGAGGGUUUUGGUCUGUCUCCUGAACUGCGUCAGCUGUGUGACGUCUUGCUCACUAUCCCUCCCAGAAGUGGUCUGCACCCUGCUGUGGACUCGCUCAACGUUUCUGUAGCUACAGGCAUUCUCCUGCACUCUCUCCUCUCAUCACGCGGAGGUAGCUGAUGUUGAUGAUGAUAAAGAUAAUGCUAGUUUAUUUACUCGGACUGCCUCUCAUUUGCUUCCUACAGCGCUUAAUGACUGGAUUAGUUCAUCAAUUAGCCAUCAACGAGCCCGAGAGGACCCAUUGAUCGCUGGGCGAAGACCAGACUGGACUGAUUGCUCAUUUGGCUGGCUGUUUUACUGGAUCUGUCAACUGUCAAAUGUUGAAUAGAAAAUGGUGGGAGAUUUAUUUCCAGUAUUAGCUAGAAACUUGCACUUAAACACCAGUGUAAAAUAUUUUGUUGUCAAAGAGGUAAACAUAAAAGUAAUGUGUGUUCUUUUAAAGCUUUGUAAGGAAAAUAAA
Molecule: messenger RNA, 1900 nt
Organism: Astyanax mexicanus (Mexican tetra)
Lineage: Eukaryota; Metazoa; Chordata; Actinopteri; Characiformes; Acestrorhamphidae
Gene: mrm1
Product: mitochondrial rRNA methyltransferase 1 homolog (S. cerevisiae)
Exons: 5
Coding region: 364-1560 (398 amino acids)
Biological process (GO): rRNA methylation
Cellular component (GO): mitochondrion
Molecular function (GO): RNA methyltransferase activity; RNA binding
Source: RefSeq, a predicted model, not a curated record